Messenger RNA from Brassica rapa (field mustard), 17643 nucleotides. RefSeq lists its product as uncharacterized. Lineage: Eukaryota; Viridiplantae; Streptophyta; Magnoliopsida; Brassicales; Brassicaceae. The record is from RefSeq and is a predicted model, not a curated record.
AAUUAAAAUGUAUUAAACAAAUCACUAUAUAUAUAUAUAUAUUAAUAAUGCCGAAUAAGAAAUUCAAACAAUAAUAUUAUAGAGUUACACAAUAUAUAAUAUUAAAAUGGAAAUUGUAUAUUUAAAAUAUUUGUAAUAAUAUCAAAUACAUUUAUAAAAUGAAAAAAUAUCCGCAAAGACGUGCGGGUUAAAAUCUAGUUUCUAUUAAUGUUGAAAGUUGAAACACUUGUUCACGUAAAGGUUGGAGUGAAGAUGAUGAAGUUUGACUAAGUGAUGGAUGUUUCCAUGAACACCAAAAUGCCAUUGGCUUGAGAUGAGUGACGUCUUAGACAUUUUAAUUGGAACCAACCCAAAAAUGACUAGUUCGGAUCGUAUGACCUUUUUACUCGGCGGUUCCCAUUACUACUCGUGCGUAUCGGUUCGUUUUUGAUUCCUACCCGAAAAAAUGCAUACCUUACAAUAUAAUAUUAAAAAAAAACUCACGACCAUUACUCGAAAAUGGGUUGAAUGGGAAAAAGAUAAACUGUGUUACCACUGUUGGAUAUUUAAGUGAAUCCUUGUAACCAUUAAAGAGAAGCAUUGUAAUUGUUUAGAUGAACAAAUGCAACUGUUUGUGAUUGUAACUAUUAGUGGUAAAUGGUUGCAACUUUUGGCGAUAAACCAUUGUAACCAUUGGUGAUUAAAGCCUUUGGUGAUGAACCAUUGUGACUUUUGUCUAACCAAUGUAACUGUUGGUAUUAAUGGUUGUAACUCUUCACUAACCAUUGUAACUAUUGGUGCUAACCAUUGCAACCCUUAAUACUCUAUAUAAAGAGUUGUGGGCUAUGGAAAAUUAUAACUUGAAUCACAACUUGUAAAACAAGAUUGAAGAUCAAAAACUAAUAGUUAGUAAAAGAGAGAGAAAUGAAGAUUCAUUAUUGUUCGAAGAUUAUCAAAGAUUUUUGAAGAAACACAUAUAAGCACUUAAGUUUUAUUUGUUAUUUUUGUAUCUUAGUCUAUAACAAGAAUGAAACUUUGAUUGUCUUAUCUACAAAGGCUUGGAAUAGGGUCGAAAUAUUCUUUAAGGAAAGGAUGGCGAUUAAUCAUUAUCCAAGUAUAUAGUUCACACCCAUUCGGGUUACCAAACCACAAAUAAUUAACCAACAACCACGAGACGACUUCAACUUACAUGUUAGCUCUUACCACUGAAGGUGAGUUUACAACUCAAACUCGGGUUAGAUAGUCAAACAUGCAAACUACAUUACCACUGGACCACUUUGAUUUUCAUGUAAACUCUUUCAUAUUUAAUAUAUGAUUCAGUAGUUCCCCUUGGACUUGCAAUCAUCUUUAGGUUUCUUGUUAAACUUCUGCUUUCUUUUAAUUAUAUGCAUAAUGUAUCAAUCUCUGACCAAAAACAUAACAAGAGAGAAACAGCGAAGUUUACAGAGUAUCUAAAGAGUUCGGCUUUUAUAAUAUUCUUUCGGUUCAGUUACUUCUAAGAUUUUCCAUUUUUAAUCUACUUUUGAGCCCUACACCAGUUAGAGUCUAUGAUUAGCAGAGACGGUGAGAUGCGGGGAAGUCGGCUGAACACAUGAGUUUUUUCAACCAUUUUGUUCCCACUACGAUAAAUAUAUUUAUUGAGUUCUUUAAGAUAUACACACAUCUGUAUAUAUACCAAUACAAUGUACAUGUAACGGAAGAUGGAUGAACGUGACGGAGCGGAGCGGAGCCGUUUACUUUAAAGUCAAUGUGCUAUAUACAAAGGCCGUUGACGUUCAAUAUUCCACUAUAUGCUAAGUCAAAUAAGUUGAACCUAAACUUAAUUCUUCUUUGGCAUGUUACAUACAAAAAUAUAAGUGACCUGGUGUAAAGAAAAACUAAGUGACCAACAUUGCCUUAAAUAAUUGCUCUAAUUAGUUAAAGAUGUAGCAUAAAAAGAGAAGCAUAAUAUGUAAAAGACUAGUCAGUUUAUUUUGAGAUACAGUUCCUGAACUUUCGAAUACAAAGGCAUUAUAUGUAAAAAUAAUGUAUGUUAAAUUAGUAUUUUAUCUCGGUGAACACCAGAAUAAGAUAAAACCAAAAUCUUCUAUUCUUUUUGGAAAGAAUGUAAAUAUUCCUUUACGUCAAGAUAUCAAAACUGCUCUCGGCAUUUUCAAUGAGGGAGGCAUGGGUUUAUACCUAGAACUUCCAUGAAACUUGGUAAUCCCAACUCGUUCCGCUUGAGGAAUCAUCCCUACCAUGGACAUAUAUAUAGAUCCUGAAAUGCUCGUCUAUAACCUGGUACGUAGGGACACAAAUGAGUGGGAUGUUUCACGACUUCGUCAGUUAUUCCAACUCAACGAUGUAACCCAUAUUCUUGGCUUGAGGCCUAGUCAGACUCUCACACUUGAUGCUUACGUCUCAAACUAUACUAAAUCAGGUGUUUAUACAGUGAGGUCCAGGUACGAGUUGAGCAUAGGUUCUCAUUCGAGAAAUUGAUGAAAAAAAUUGGAGACACCCUCUUAAAACGUCAUACUUCAUCGUUAUAGUUCACUUUUAUUUUUAAACUAAAAAUGGACCCGUGCGUUGCACUGGUUACUGUUUUAAUUUCACGAUGAGAAACUUUUAGUGAAAUUGUAUGAUUUUCUUGCAUAUCUUAUGUGAAAUUUAUUUUAGGAAAAAUAAUUUGUUUUUUCGCAUAAGUUUUAGUUAGUACUUCUAUUUCAAGAGUAAAUACAAAGAAUUUGAAAGUUGAAUAAAACCAAUUAAAUCGAUGUAAACGUCAUAGAUUUUCUUAAGCUCUUUAAUGUUUGUAACUUGCUAUGUUGUUCUUCUUGUUCAUAAAUAUUAUAAUGUUUUCAUGGUAAUUUGGUAAUGUUUAUGUUGCCAUUGUAGGGUUUCAGAAUUAAUUUUGGUGUGUUUUUUUAUCUUUUAUAUAUUUUGGUUUCAUGGUUUAUUCAUUUUUAAAAUAUCUCCAUUUGAGCUCUAUAUAUUUUUCUAUAUAAAAUAGAUAAAUUCCAUUAUAGCGGUGAGUUUUCCCAAUGUACGACUCUGCUAUAGAGUUUCUAUAUUUCAAGCAAAAAAUGUAAUGGAAUGAUAUUUUCAACUCUAUAUUUAGAAACAAAAAUACCAUAUAUGUAUAUUUUCCCUUAAAAGUAUAGGAACUCUAUUAUUUAAUCAUACAUUGAAUCAAAUUCACAUUUAAAGUAUAAUUUCUCCACUUUAGAAGAAAAUAUAGAAAGGUGAAUUGGAAAUAAUCUUAGUUGUUCACCAAUAGAAUAUAUAUUUUUUACAGCAAACGGCUAUUAUGGAUACAUUUAUGGAUCAACAUUUUUAUCAUGUAAUUUAGAGGUAACAAAACUAUUAAUAUUUUAUAUUGUUUGAUACUGCUUUGUUUCUUGUAGCCACAAAAAUAUAUGUGCAUGAUAAAGACUAUGUUUCUGAAUCUCAUUUGUGUGAAUGACUGUUUAAGAAAAUAACUUGCAGUAGCUAUUGUAAUAGACAUGAAGAAAACAUAAUCAUAAAGAAGUUUUUGUAAUUUCCUUUUAAAUAUAUGAUAUUCAAUCAGAUAUAUAGAUUGGAGUCUCGUUUUCUCUUCUUUUUUUUCUUAGUGAUUACUCAAUUUUCAGACUUUGGAUCUACAGUUAUAGUAAAAACUAUUCAGAAAAGAAAGAUACAUAUAACCUUAAAUUAUAAUUUUAUGUAUAGAACAAUUUAAUUACAUAACUAGAAUAAUACCCGCGUUGAAACGCGGAUUGUUUUUUCUUGACUGAACUAAUAAAAAAUAUGUAUUAUAUAUACAAUAUAUUUGUUGAUUAUUGUUUUUUUUUUAAUUAAAUAUUUGUUCAAUAAAUAUUUUCAGUUUGGUUCUAAAAGCGAGUGACUGAAGUUGUAUUAGCAAUUUAGCUAAAUUAUUCAUGUAAAUUCAUUCUCAUAAAAAUAAAUUAUUUUUCCAUUUGAGUUGUUAUAUUAUUAGAAAUACAUAAAUAUCUCAUAUUACUUAUAUGGUUUCUUGAGAUCGUUCAAACUUUGUGAAAAUAUAUUAAUAAUAUUGUGAUAAAGAGAUUUUAAAGAAUCAUCAGUGAACAGUUAUAUUAUCUUUUGACUUAUGAAAUUAUAUUUUUAUUUCUAAGUCGAUCUAAUAAUUUACUGUAAAAAAAUUGAUCUAAUUAUUUAUUUAAAUGUUAUACGUGCAGAUUUAUUAUGGUGACUCAAGUAACUAACUUUUCUUUACUAUUUGAAAUUUAUUCAAAUAAUUUUAAAUAUGGUAAAUUAAGAUUAUCUGUGAUUAACUAUCUGUAUAAAAUCUAACUGUUUCUUAAGUCUUUACGUAAAGACUUAACAAUUUUUCCACAAAAUAUGGUAACAUACAGAUUCUUAACCCAAUCAAUAUCAUAUACUAUUAGUAGAUUAAGUAAUUAAGUCAAUAUUAAGUAUAUUAUGUAAUCAAUGUGUAUAUUAAAUGGUAGGACUAUGAAUAAGUCCAAAACUUAAAUGAUAAUUUUCAUGGUAGAUAAAAAUAUGACUCUAUUUUGAUAGAGUAUAUUAUAUUAUACAUAUAUAAGAUUUUUAAUAAAAUAAAAUAAAAUUAAAUAUUUAUCUUUACAUCAAAUAAGAGAAAAUUCAUUCCCGUUUGUUCUUAAUUAUUAUUUUAAUUACUUGCUACUCACUUUAUAGUAACAAUAUAGACUUGUUUUAUUAAACUGAUUCAGUUUUAAAUAAUUUUCUGAAUUCAUUAUUUCUUGAUGAUUUAUUUUGUUUAUAACAACUUAACAAAAAUGAAUUAUAAAAAAAUAGUAAAACCAAAAAUGUAAUAAGAUGAUGCAUGAAACUUGAUUUUUUUUUUUUACAAAACACCUAUAAAUAUCAGUUAUGUCAAUGAUAUAAUAAUAUAUUUUAAUGACCAAACACUAAAAAUUAUGUCAAAUAGGUGUUUGAUUUUCAUAUGACCAAACACAUAUAUAAAAAAAACAUGACAACAUCUUAAUUUUCAUGAUUAUUUAUGAAGAAUGUGAUAACAAUAAAAUGCUACUAAAACAACUAGGUAAGAAACCCGUGCGAUGUCGCAUGGGAACUCAUUUAUAAAAAAAAUAUGCCACAUUUUAUAUAAUUACUUUUGGAAAAUAUAUGUGUUACAAAAUCAUCAUACAUGCAUUUUUAGAUAUUUUUAUAGGCUACUUGUAAUAAAUUACAAAUAUGUCAGUACCAAUUAGUAAAUGCACACAUAUUUAAGUAUCUAUGCAUUUAACCUAUUAUCGUGAACUAAUUUUUUUAAAAAGCAUAUGCCAUUUUGUAGAACUUGCUAUUAUAUAAAGUAUCUUAUUUUGCUGUCAAAGAAGUUCAUUUGUCAUCAAAGUAUACUAAAAUAAGGAGAAAAUUACAUAUUUUUUAUUUUUCAUGAACAGUAAAGAUGUAUAAUAUAAGUAAAAUGAGAAAUAACCACAUACCAAAUCAAUAAAAAAAUAUUCUAAAUGAAAAAAAAACAUGUGAUCCACAAACCAUAGAAAUGUAUAUUAUAAAUUUUACUUUAUUUUAUCCCUAGAUUUUGAUUAUGAUCUAUUUUUCUACAAACUUGUAGAUUUUUCAUUGUAUUUAUGCAUUUACAAAUGUUAUUUAUGACAUUUCUUUAAUCAUGAUCAAUCAUACUAUUAUAACAUUUCUUUAAUGAUUAAUAGAUAAAUUUAUCCUAAUUAUAUGUUAAUAUUUCAUAAUAGAUUUAAAUUGUGGUAAUAUUUCAUAACACAAAAUUUAUAUAUUAUUAAAAUACAGCAGAAUCAUUUUAAAUUAUACAUCUAUUAUAUAUUUAAAUUAAUAAAAUAAUAUGUAAAUAAUGAGUUUCAGAAACUACACGGAACACUCUUAAUGAUAUAAAUAAUUAUUGAUUUAUUAUUUGAAUUCUUUCAUAUAAACCAUAAUUAGUAAUUUUAAAAAUGAAUUAUAUGACCAUUCUUUUGUUUGCCACCUUUCACUAUUUCAAGUUAUGACCUUUUAUAAAUUAAUCUAAUAAUCUUUCAACUAUUACCAAAAACAAAUAUAAAUACACACAAGCGCUUAUGCAUGUUACGUUUAAUAAUGGAUGCACACAUUGACAUGAACCGGUGUAACCUUUCAUCACACAAAUAAUGGCCAUGGCUUUUUAAUUUUAUUCUUGAUCACUAAACCAACAAACACUAAACGGUUGACCAAAUUAAACAGCAUGCAAUGCAUUCAUUCGGGCAGGUAUGCCAAUCCACUUACGCUUCCACAAAUUUAUUAAACUAUCAUAUUCUAAUCUCAAUGUCAUUCAAAAGGAUAUUGUGUUACCAAAAUUUACAGGCUUUUGUGACAUGAUCACAAAUGAAAAAAUUAUAAAAAAGAAAAACACACCUUAAAAAAAACACCUUUCAUCUAGUAGAAGAAAAUUUAGACUAAUAAAUUCAUUGUUUCGUUUAAGAUUUGUUGCUAGCCAAACACGAAUGACUCUUCUUACAAUUUUUUAUUAAUAAUGUUUCAUUUGAAUAUUUUUUAAAUAUUUUUUUGUCAGAUAAUCUUCUAAAAUAUUUAGAACCAGGCAGGGGCGGACGUAGGUGAAGACGUACGGGGUCACGUGCCCCGUCUCUUUUUUAUUUUCCUUGCAUAAUGUAUACAACUUAUGCAAUGCUCCUCUAAACCUACAACUAAAUCUGAUGAAAUAAAAUUAUGUGCCCCCGUCCAAAUGGCCUCUUACAUCCGCUAUUGGAACCAGGUAACUACACAAAACUUUCUUCGUCACUGUUUUAAGAGUUUGUGAAAGAUUUACAGUAAGAAACUCAUGGACAUGGAUUAUUUAUAGAUUUUCAAAGCUAUAUACAAAUAGUCAUAAUUUUUCAGAUUAUAGGUAAUUAUUUUAAAAUGGUAUCUCUAAAAUAUUUUUUAAAGAGACACAUCAUUACAAAAAAAUACCCUACAUUAAAAAAAAUCAUAUGAUCAAAAACAAAUUUUAAUUAAUUGUGAAAAAUUACAAUAAGAAACUCAAUAACAUGAAAUAUUUAUAGUUUUCCAAGCUAUGUAUGAAUAGUCACAACUUUUUCGAUUAUAAGUAGUUAUUAAAUGGUAUCUUUACAAUUUUUUUGAAUAUUCACAUCUUUUCAAUUUUAAAAAGAUACUUAUAUGACUGGUCACAACUUUUCAAUAGUCACAACCUUUCAACAUAAUUGGAAUUCACAACCUUUGAAAUUAAUUGGGAUUGCUAUUAUUAGUAGAUUACGAAGAAUAGUAGUAACAAAUAAUUUGAAGUUAUAUUAAGUGAAUGAAAAAAAGAGACGUCCAUUGAUAUUAAAAUAGAAAAUAAAGAAAAUCAAACAAUCAUAUAUCAUAAAUUUUAAAAUAUCACUUUAGUCUAAAGUGUUUUUUUUUUUUUAAAAAAAAAAUUGUCGCUCGUUUCUUCUUACUUUUAUUCUUCUAGUUCUUUGUGUUUGUUGUUUCCACAGUUCUUUUCUAUAGAAGUUGACAAAACAGAAAAAAAAAUUCAAGUAAUGUAUUAAGUUACACAUAUAAAUAAAUUUACAAAACAUAAUAUAUAUUACAUUUACUUUUAUUUCUUUAUGAAUUUUUAAAACUUUUAUAUGAAAAUUGAAAUUUUCUUUUUUAAUUUUAUCUCAAAUAAAUCAGUUUCGUCCAUAAUUAUAUGCACAUUUUUGGAAAUAUCUUCCAAUCCUUAUUCCUGUGAGUUUAUUUUGAAUUGUCGACAUUGAUUAUAUUAAUAUACUAGAUUAUCUCCCGUGCUUCGCACGGCUAUGUUCAAUAUGAAACCGAGAAAAUGUUAAAUAUUAAAUUUUCUUUUCCACAACAAUUACAAAUUAUUAGAUAUGAUGUAUCACCGCCUGUGUGGAUCAAUUUUACUGUCUUUAUAUUAUUUGAUAAUGUUAUAUUUUCUUAUUUAGAGCUAAAUUAUUUUCUGUCAAAUAUUUUAUGAACCUAAUAACAUUGGUGCAUUCAAAUUUUAAAAAAUAGGUUGAACGGGGGAGAGGUUACACAAUAAUUUUUUAUAUUAUUUUAAAAUGGUUACAUGUUUGCAAUAUAUUUCUAAAAUAUUGAGAUUAAAUUUUAUUUUUGAGAUUAAAAGUAUGAAUUUUUUUUACAACUAAAAUUUUGAUUUUCAAGACUUGUUUUUAUUUUUAACCACAUUACUUAUUAUGUUAUAUUUUUAGAUUAAAAGUCAUAAAUUGAGAUUUUCUUAAUCCAAUAGAAAACUGUUUUAUUAUUUUAAAGGGUUUAUGGAAAGGUGUAUAUCUAACACUAUUAAUUAUCUUAUGUCUUCGAUUUUAAAAAUCCGAGGAAAUUUGUAAAAGAAAACUUGAGAAAUUUUAAAAUUUAUUACAGAAAAUAAUUUUAAAAUUAAUUUUUUUUAACAGUUGCAGACGUUCAGGUUUAAGCAAAAAAAGAGAGUUGCAAAGACUAAAAAGUAACAAAAUUACUGUUUACCUGAAUUAUGAAUGGUCAAAUAUUCUGCAACUCCAUCUAAUUCCAUUCGUCUUCAACCCUUGCAACCUUGCUCAGAACAUAUCUUAUCCUAAUUUUUCUUUGAUUGCUCACAUCUUCUCAUUCUUCUUUUAGCUUUGAUUUCUCGUGCAUAUCUACAGCAAAUAAAAUAGUUUCAAAAACUGAAUAGUACAAAGAUUGAUGCUUGUUUUUUUUUGUUUACUCAGAUUUUGCAGCAUAAGUUAUGAAACUUAAUGAUAAAAGUUUCAAAUUUAUGUAGAAAAAAAAAAGAAGAUAUGAAGAAACCCGUCAGAAAGAGAUAUGUCUGUAAAAAAUUGUUGUUGAAAUAUUUUACAGUUUGGUGCACAAAAGAGAAGAAACGAUUUUAAUUUUUCAAAUUGAAGUGGGUGAUCGUGGCUUUGAAUGAGGAAUAGUUUAGAUUUAGAUCUAUGCAAUUUUUUUUUCAUUGGAGAAAAUUUAACUGUAUUGAUAAUGUAUUUUAAUUUAGUUUUAAAAAUUAUAUUGAAGCACAAAUUAUGUGUCAAAAUUUGAUUGGCCAUGUGACUUGUGCUUUAGUAUAUAAGAGAUAUGAAAACCAAAUUCAUGGGUGCAAAACUGUUAAACCAAUAUUUUUAUUUGACCUUGCAAAUAAUUGUUUUUUAAAUACUACAAUUAAAAUAAAAUUAUAGAUUUGUAAUUAUUUUAAACCCAUAUUUUAAUUUAGCCUUGUAAAUAAGAUUAUUUAAAAAGAAACACUACAAUUAAAAUAAAAUUAUUAAAAAUGUAAAUAUUUUAAUUUGUAUGAAAAUUAUCUUAAAUUAAUAUUUUUAUUUUGUAAUUAUAUUAAACCCACAUUUAGGAAAAUAAAUACUACUAUUAAAUAAUUAUUUGUACUUGGAAUUUCUUUGUUUACACUUUUGUUUAAAACUUAAAAAAAAAUUACUAUUAAAUAACUAUUUAGAUGAUAAUUGUUAUUUUGCACAUGUCACAAUCAUAAAUAUAUAAUUUUCAUGCAUCGCAAUCAUAUUAAUUAACAAUUUGGAAGAACCAAACUUUAUAUAAUAAAAUUUUAUAAUUUAAUUUAAUUAUUAAUCAACUUAUCUUAUAUUGCUAAUAUUUUAUUUACUAGAUAUAUGAUUUUUUUUAACCGAAUGUAUAUGUUUUAAGUGUCAACGCGCCAAACCCAAAAGGCAAAAUGAUAUACCAUGGAUUUUUUCACUGUUAGCAAAUGUAUAUAUGAGUGUUUUAGGGUAUAUUAUAUUGGUCUGAAGUAUAUUUUAGAGUAUUUUCAGGUACAAGUACGUUUUGGAGAACUUUGGUGAUUUUGGAGCAUUUUGGAGCCAUUUUAAGUGUGGAUGGAGAGCUUCCCAUGGUGCGAUUGAGAUGAUCCUUUGAUACAAGAUAGAGCUAUGAGCGUCGAUCGAUACUGAACCACGAACAGACAACAUGGUUGCGACUCUUGUGCUGACAAGGAAUUAGAAUGGAGACCUGCUUGUCCCCGGGGGUUCAUAUGUGUAAUGCAGCAGGUCAGAAAAUAGAUGCACAUGGGGCUGUAAACCUUGAAGCAUCUGCUUCUGCUGAGGUUGAUAGAGUUCUUCGAUAGAGAACUAUAGUAGAAUUGUCCAGGCUUAGUCAGUUCUAUACCAACAGGUCUACGAUUCAACCUCCAACAAUCCAUGGAGUUGAUAUGAAACCCGCCUACUUCUCUUAUGUGGAUCACCACCCCUUUCAUGGUCUUCCUCAUGAAUUUCCUUUAGACCAUAUUAAGACACUAGAAGAAUUUGUUUUGGGCAUCCAGGAGCAUGAAGCAACCAAAGACUACAUCAUCUGCAAGCUAUUCAAAUAUUCUCUUUCUGGGAAUGCGGUAAGUUGGUUGAAGCUCCUACCACCAGGAUCUCUCACUACCUGGAAUGAUGUCAAGACUGCGUUUCUGACUAAAUUCUUUGAUGAUGCAAAUCCUGGAGAGAUAAGAGAUGAGAUUUGGACAUUCUCUUAGGGACCUACUGAAACAUUCACAAUCUCUUGGGACAGAUUUAGGAGAUACCAAAGGGACUGUCCACAUCAUGGUUUUACAGAGAUUCAGCUGCUGAAAUAAUUCUGUCAGGAUAUUGAUGCGUGAUAUCAUAUAAUGCUGCAUACUGCAAGCGAAGGAAACUUCAAGACAAGGAAACCAGAGGAAGCUAAGAAAUUGAUUGAGAACUUGGUAUCAAGCAAAAUUACCAAGAAUUUGGAUAUGCACAAGAUAAAAUCGACUGCAAUGGAUGGUGACAAGAUUGCUGAGGCCGACAUUGGUUAUGUAUAUGAAGUCUCUUUGGUGGAACAGGCUAUAGAGAAGAAUGAGAAUCAUGACCAUAUUCAGAGGAUAUAAUCUAUAAUGGAAAAGAUCCUGAAAAUUUAGCAGAAGAUGAGUGACCACUUAAAUCCGAGGUUGGAUUUUGUCUACAAGAAGCUGACUGGAAAAUUUGAAGCCUUGGACACCCAUGUCAUGACGCUAGAUACCCAGGUUUCUCAGACUGCAAAAGCUAUGAAGAUGCAAGAAGCUCUGGUUAAAGGGAAAAUUGUAGAAAGUGAGAGGCACUAGGUUGAUGAUAUCUUAGAUAAUGAUUCCAGGGAAGUGAUCGAGUAUGAGAACUUGGAGGAAGAAGCUUUUCUAGUCAAAAUUUUCAUAUCCAUUGGCAGCUCACAUUGGCGUCGAUCGACAUCGUCAGCCAAGCAUCGAUCGACAUCUUCAGCUGAGCACCGAUCAACAAUAUCAGCUGGGCAUCGAUCGACACCCCCUGAAGAGUACAGGAACAGUGAGAAUUUAACGACAUUCAGAAUUUUCUGCUCGACACCCACACCCUCCCAUCUCGUACAGUGUUAAAACAGACGAUAUUGAUCGGCAUCAUCACGACGUAAUCGAUCGACAACAACAGAGGAGCACCGAGCGACAUCAGCAGCCGAGCAAUGAUCAACAAUCUCCUAUGACAUGUCAACUGCGUUUACCAGACCUCGAUGCACACCGCUUGAACAGAACUCAAAACCCAUCUCAGACAUCAGUUUGUUUACGAACAGCAUAAAAGACCAAUCAGCAACCUGCAUAUGCACCAGAGCAAGAGCAAUUGACUCUAGUUGAAACCUCUUUCCUUGAGAGUGUUGAUCGACGAUAUAAACCAGGUGUCGAUCGCAUCAAAUGGACGGACACGAACCUGUCAUGGAACGGCAGGCAACAAAAGAAGGGAUUCCAAUUGGGGAAAGAGUGAGAUCUAGGAAACCCUAUAUUCCUUAACACCUCAGGAGACAAGUUAACAAAGUGGAAUUUGAUGGAUUUCACAAGAGGGUGAAGAGGGUUCUUAAGGAUAUGUCUUUCGAGGUUGCCUAUCAUAAGUACAGACUUGGUAAUUUUUUCAGAGAGAGCAGAGAGACAGAUAAGGACAUUGAAUUGCUAUUCAACAAGGUCAGCCGUAAACCCAAGAGGACACUAAAGAAGGAACAAGAUCCUGGAAAGUUCUUGAUUCCAUGCUGUAUACAUAGCCAGAAUUUUGCAAACGCCCUCUGCGAUACUGGAUCUGCAGUCAACAUCAUGGCCAUCGACACUGCUGAGCUAUUAGGACUAAAGAUGGAGCCUUGUCAAGAUAGUUUCACUUUCUUGGAUAACUCCAAUGAAAACUCAGCAGGAAUGAUCAAGAAUGUUAACAUGGAGAUAGGGGAAUGUAUUAUCUAUGUGGACUUUCAUGUUGUGGAUAUCAAAUCAGGGAAGACAUCUCCACUUAUUUUUGGAAGAGCAUUCAUGGCUACAGUGGGGAAUUUUGUGAUCUCAAGAAGAAUAAGAUGUGCCGGACUAAUGUUGAUGAAACUGUCUUCUAUGAUCCCGUGGAGAAGAAGAACACUGAGGAGUUUAUUUCAUGAAUAGAGAUGUUUGAAGAUCCAGCACCUACAGUUGAUUCAAAUCGCGAGCUUGCAAAACUAUGAUUAGCAUCGUUCGACAUUCAUAUUUCAGCAUUGGUCGACAUUCAGCCUUCAAAAUCGAUCGACACGAAGCCAUUAGCAUCGGUUGACACCAUUCGAAUUUCAGAACAGACCAAGACUGAAAAGUCUAAGUCUAGAGGAAGGAUUAGGAAGAUGAAGAAGAAAAAGAAAAAUAAUGUUGAUGCAGAUUGCGUGUCACUAGUCCCUUCGCAAUGUCAAGAGGGAAGUCUUGAGUAUAGAGUGCGCUGCAGAGGAGGUCCAGAACCUUUUACUAGGGUUAAAGUACUAUGUGAUCCAGAGCUGAGAGAGAAAGGGAAAAUUUAUGCAAGAGCUUUUAUCAACUGCAUCAACAAAAUGAGAAAGAGAGACAUUGAGACUUGUUCUGAAGAAAGUUCACAUUCUCAUCCGGUCCAAAUAAAAUCUCCAAAAGUCAAGCUAAUGACAAAAACAUAAGCUCUGAAUGGAGGCAACCCGUUUUAGGUAAGUUUUAAUUAUUUAUUUUUUAUGUUAUACUGAUUUUCGCAUUUAUUUAUUUCAGAAAAAAGAUGAUGAACAGUGACGAUACUGUAGCAGAGGCAAUGUAACAUCGAUCGACAUUGUAGCAGAAACGUUGAUCGACAUUGUAGCAGCGAUACUGUUCAUCGGCAAAAAUAAAAAUAAAAAAAUAAUUUCUGGUUUUAUUUAUUUCUGAUUUUUUGUGUUAUAUUAAUUUCAGGUAAAAAAAAGAGAACCGAGGAAAAGAGGUUAUAUACCAUUAUGGACCGACACCUGAUCAUCGUCGGUCAACACCACUUCACAUGAGCAUCGUGCGACACCUGAUCAGUGUCAUUCGACAAAACAUCAAGAGAAUCGAUCUAUGGUCACUUAAUUGUGUCUAUCGCCAUUCACAUCCAGCGAGCAGGUAUAUCAUCUUACUUUGUUUAAUUUCAUACUUAUGAUUUAUUUUUCCACCAAUCUUAGACUGUAUAACAAUGAGGACAGUGUUUUUUUUUUAAUCUGGUGGAUGUAUUACUAAUAUUGUGCUUUAUUUUGAGUUUUAUAUUUAUUGAAUUUUAUUGAGUAAAGAAAGGGAUGUGGAAAUUUUUCAAUUUUACUUACUAUCUAACCACUCUCUAGCACCAUUCUUUGAGGUUAUUGACUGCAAGGUGUACUGAAUGGAAAUGCAAAAGUGGAUCACCUGCCAAUAACAUCCAUGCUAGCUAAGAAAGUCCGAAGGAACCAAAGCUGACUUCCAACCUUAAUAAACUUAACUUUCUUGUCUUGGGGCUUGGUUUACAUUGGAUUAGAUUCUUCUGUCAGGUCUGAAAGGUAUAAGUCUGGAAAUUUUUCAUUUUCUUCUCUCCUCUCUUCGGCAUCCAUAAGAAUAAAAGAUUAAAAUGGUUUCAUGCAGUUUAGAGGGGUAGGAGUGUCUCAUGCGACUCCAUUAUUCUUGUCUAAUGGAAUGAUCACACAUUGUUGGAAGCGAGGGGUAGAAGUGUCUCCUGUGACCCCACUAUUCGCCUACACUUACCAAGAAAAGAAAAAGAAAAGAAAAAAAAAUCGAAAAAAAGAUGAAUAAGAUCGACUGCAUUAGCAUUGGAUUUAGGAUAAAAAAGAUUCAGAUAAGAGAUAUAAGAGGAAAAGAAACCAUAAUAAGACUACAUGUGUACUUAGAUACUUACUGGAGUAAGAAUCCACGUGUCCCUUGAUCGAUACUCCAAGAUUUAGCCUACACGUUUAAAUGCAGAAAUAAUGUCAGUAAAAGGGUAUGUCAGACGGAAUCAGCUAAGCAGUGGGCUAGAUGGUUUGUUUGCUAAGCUAAGGUCUAGUACAUGAAGUGCGUCUAAAAUUGGCACUGAUUUGAUGUGGCUUGCAGCAUUGCAGAGGUAAAAGUAGGAAGUUUAAAAUUGUGUGAGUCCUUGUUGUUUUCAAACCUCUUUCACAUAUUUAUUCUUGUUUUGCUUGAGGACAAGCAAAAUGGUAAGUCUAGGGGUGUGAUAUACCAUGGAUUUUAUCCACUUUUAGCCAUGGUAUAUGAGUGUUUUAAAAUAUAUUAUAUGAGUUUGGAGUAUGUUUUAGAGUAUUUUCAGGUUCAGGUACGUUUUGGAGCACUUUUGGUAUUUUGGAGCCUUUUGGAGUCUUUUGAGGUACAUAACUAUAUAGACAUAUCAGAUUUUUAUAUAUGGAUAUAGACCUUCCCACGGUGAGAUUGAGCUGAUCAUUUGACACAAGAUAUAGCUAUAAUAUAGCUUUCCAAUGUCACUGGUUUGAGGUCAAUCCAACGGUUAGAUCAGAAGUUAUGCAUGUUUUACUGAAGUGUGGUUAGUUUGUCUCGCGAGAGAGAGCUGUUGAGGAGAUGAAGAAACGUCGAUCGACGACACAGCUUUGGUGUCGAUCGACGGUGAUGCCAGAACGCGGUCCGAGUAUAUUUGAAGACCGACUAAAGCCCAGAAGCAACCAUAAAUUACCAAGAUGCCCUUGGAUGAUCUAAAACCAUAUUUCUGUGUUUUUAGGCCAUUGUUGAUGGCUACGCUUUCUAUUAUUCUAUUCUAUUAUUUUAUCUUAGGUUUGGAGAGAAGAUCAACUCUCUUUCAGAGAUUGAUUGGAACUCUAUUGGUUUUAUCAUUGAUUUCUUAUCUAUUAUUCAGACUAUGAUUUGUGUUAUUGCUUCCAUGUCUCACAAUUCACCUAUAGGUUUAGGGUUCAAAUAGGUUAUGAAGAACUAGCCCAAAAUAUAGAACUGCUAAGUUGUUAGUGAUAUACAUCAAUAGAAUUGUUCUUACUGCUUGUGUUCUAGUGUCGCGAACUAGAACUCUGAUAUUAGGAUAAUUAGGCGCAAGCGAAAGCAUGGUCUUUUUACCUGUAUUGUGCUAGGAUUGCUAGAAACAAACGGAAAUUGAUCUAGGAAACUUAGUGAACAUAAUUCAAACAUGCUCGGUAAAGCUUGCUGGAAGGAACAUCGAUCGACAACCCUAUAGGUGUAUCGAUCAACAUUUCGAAAGGUGUAUUGAUCGACUAUCCAUUGAUAGCAUCGAUCGAUACUUUUUCCAGAUCGACAAACGACAGUUGAGAUCUGAGAUCCAGAUAGUAGAUAUUCUAAACAAACAGAAGUUGAUAGAAUAUUUCUUAGUUUGAGUUUUAUAAUAUCCAAUACUUAUCUCUAGCUUCUAUACUAUUAUAAUCCUGAUUAUCUGAAUAGAAACCCUAAGUCUACUUAUUGCUCCUUAUUGAUUACAACCUCAACCAAUCAAACAACUGUCUUGUUCACCUUGCUUUCAUUUAUUUACUGCCUUAUAAACCGUUUGUCUAGCUUAACAUUAAUUUCUAAAGUCUAUUGUGUGACCUAGCUCUCUGUGGAUUCGAUCUCUAAAUACUACAACUUGACCUUUUGUUUGAGAAAGUACAAAUCACUUAGGGUAAUUUGAGUGAUAUCGCAAAACAUAUUUAUUUUAGUGAAAGUUCAAAUUUAAAAAUCAAAUGUGCUCAUUUACAGGGCAAAACAUAUUUUCCCAAAUUGCAUAACAUAUUAAAUGUGGCGAGUUAGUUGGUUUUGACACCCUAUCUUAAUCAUAAUUUUCUAAAACAAAAAUCCAGAUCAGAACCGCUGUGGAAAUAUUAUAUGAGCUGGGUAAUCUCAAAAAGUCAAGUCAACUAGAUAUGAACAUACUUCAUUUAAUUCUAUAUAUUACGUCUCUGUGCAUGUAUCUAAGUUAAUAAGCUACGUUGAUGAUGGCGGCGCUUCUUCAUCUCAGCACUCUCUUUUCACUCUUAGCCACAAUCCUUUCAAUCGCAGAAAGUAUAAGCAUUGACUGUGGAUCAACGGGAUCCUACGUUGACUCGAACAAUGUAACAUGGGUCGGAGAUAAAGGCUUCGUCACGACCGGCGAGCCCAUGAAGAUUCCAGACGUCAUUACGAAGCCGAUCAACACCCUGCGGUACUUUCCAACUGGCCAAACCAACUGCUACACCAACAUUCCGGUGACAAAACGCCAGAAAACACUCGUGCGGACAAAGUUUUACUACGAAAACUACGAUGGUAACUUUUCCCCGCCAUCUUUCGACUUGGUUUAUGAUGGGAAACACCGUGAUUCUGUUGAAAUCACUGAGUCUUUACUCAACAACGAGGAGACGUUCUAUUACUCGGAGUUGAUAUUUGCUCCGGCUAAUGAGAGUAUUAGCGUAUGCCUCAUCCGUACGUCUCCAUCCGACAACCCGUUUAUAUCGUCCAUCGAGGUUUACAGCUUAGACGUCGGAAUGUAUGCCGAUCUUGGUCCCAGUGAAGGUCUGAUUACCCGACAAAGAACUGCUUGCGGGGCCAAAGAGAGUAUAAGCUACCCGUUAGAUCCUUACGGUAGGCCAUGGUACCCGUUAGGUGCCGAUGAUACACUGGCCGAUCUAACAACCUCAGCCCCGUCGAUAGACAUCACAGGGGCGUCAAACAAGCCGCCAGAGGUUGUUAUGUCGAAGGCAUCGUCAUCGCUUGGGGAAAGCAUAAAACUCUCUAACUUGGCGCUCCCCUUAACCGGUCUACCGGUAUACUUGGCUCUUUACUUCUCGGAGCCUCAGACUCUAGGUCGCACCCAAAGACGGUCAUUCAACGUUUUCUUGGAUGAGACCCAAGUUGGUUCCGGUCCCAUCAUUCCGGUUUUUGGGAAAGCAACUCAACUUGUUUUGAGAGAUGUAGUGGCCACGUCAGGGUCCCAAAUAGUAUUUCAGUCCACUGGUGACUCGGUUUUGCCACCCAUCAUUAACGGUGUGGAGCUGUUUUCGAUAAGUAACAGCCGGAAUGGUGGAGGUGGAGGUGGAGGCCGAAGCCAAAGCAGCGGUGGUAAUAAUGACUUUGGAGGUUAGUCUUUAAUUUUAGUUUUAAGUGAAAUAAUAGCAAAAAACAAUGGAGGAAAGAAGAAGAAAAACAAAUUACCACUCAUUCUUGGAGUUGCGUUCGCCUCUGCGUUUGUAAUUCUCUCAUCAACGUUUGGAGCUAUUUUCUUGAGAAAGCGUCAAAAUACUAAGCCACAGUCCAAUACCACACCAACUACGUCCACAGAGAAUGGGACAGGCACUGGAAUGUCACCUCUAGUUGAACAGCAAUUUGCUAGUGAUGCAGACCACUCUUAUGUUGUUCAAGAUGAUCAUCACUGACAUUGGUUCCUAGUUGUCAACGAGCUACAUCCAUGUGUUUUUAUUCUACUUUUAAAAUUUAUGAUAUUUUUCUUUAUAAAUAGUAUUCUGUUUAAUUGUUAUCCGACCAACAAUUGUUAUUAAACUCAUGUUUUCAUCACAUUCUUUUUAAAGAUAUGGGCAUUACCACUGAUUUCA